AGUUGCCAAGUUCUAAUCCUUCUGCUCUGCUUCGUGGGUCCUGAGUUCAGCCUUGAGAAGUUUGUCCAGACCUCGUUACAGCCACCUGCUCCCCAGGGCCCUGGGCUCCGCGGGCCGGGUUCACGCGGCCCCUCCCCAGCCGAUCUUCCCAAACUGCCUUCACCCUGCUGCCCCCCAAGGGUACGUGUGCCUAUCAGCCCAGGUGCGUCCAGUUAGGGGUCUGCCCCCUGAGGAAAGCUGCUUUGCCAAGCUCAUUCGUGUGAAGGAAGGUGGCCAAUACAGAGUAACCUCCAACCAAGAGACACGGAGUAAUUGCUUCACUCCUCUGCCCCUUGCCCCACUCCACCAAAAAGGCUUAUCAAGACGUAAUUCUCAGUAAAAGGACCAAGGCUGUGUCAAGAUGGCGUCCGUGUUCCGCAGUGAGGAGAUGUGUUUGUCCCAACUCUUUCUCCAGGUGGAGGCUGCAUAUUGCUGUGUGGCUGAGCUUGGGGAGCUUGGAUUGGUUCAGUUCAAAGAUUUAAAUGUGAAUGUGAACAGCUUCCAAAGGAAAUUUGUGAAUGAAGUCAGAAGGUGUGAGUCACUGGAGAGAAUCCUCCGUUUUCUGGAAGAUGAGAUGAAAAAUGAGAUCGAAGUUCAGUUGCCAGAGAAAGCCCCCCCAACCCCUCUCCCGCGGGAAAUGAUUACCCUGGAGACUCUUCUAGAAAAACUGGAAGGAGAAUUACAGGAAGCCAACCAGAACCAGCAGGCUUUGAAGAAAAGCUUCCUAGAACUGACUGAACUCAAACACCUCUUGAAGAAAACCCAGGACUUCUUUGAGACGGAAACCAAUCUAGCUGAUGAUUUCUUUACGGAAGAUACUUCUGGUCUCCUGGAGUUGAGAGCUACACCUGCAUAUGUGACUGGAAAGCUGGGGUUCACGGCCGGUGUGAUCAACAGAGAGAGGAUGGCUUCCUUUGAGAGGCUGCUGUGGCGAGUCUGCCGAGGGAACAUCUACCUGAAGUUCAGCGAGAUGGACGUGACUCUGGAGGAUCCUGUCACGAAAGAAGAAAUUAAAAAGAAUAUUUUCAUCAUAUUUUAUCAAGGAGAGCAACUCAGACAGAAAAUCAAGAAGAUCUGUGAUGGGUUUCGAGCCACCGUAUAUCCUUGCCCGGAGCCCGCGGCGGAGCGCAGAGAGAUGCUGGCCGGCGUCCACGCGAAGCUGGAAGAUUUAAUCGCCGUCAUAACACAAACAGAGUGUCACCGUCAGCACCUCCUUCAACAAGCGGCUGCCAAUUGGCACUCCUGGGUCAUUAAAGUGCAGAAGAUGAAAGCCAUUUACCACAUCCUGAACAUGUGCAACAUUGACGUCACCCAGCAGUGUAUCAUCGCCGAAAUCUGGUUCCCGGUGGCAGACACUGGGCGCAUCAAGAAGGCAUUAGAGCAAGGCAUGGAACUAAGUGGCUCCUCCAUUGUCCCCAUCCUGACUACAGUGCAAUCUAAAACAUCUCCUCCCACAUUUAACAGGACGAAUAAAUUCACAGCUGGCUUCCAGAAUAUUGUAGAUGCAUAUGGUGUGGGCAGUUACCGGGAAUUAAACCCAGCUCCCUAUACCAUCAUCACAUUCCCCUUCCUGUUUGCCGUGAUGUUUGGAGACUGUGGUCAUGGGAUUAUCAUGCUGCUGGCAGCCCUGUGGAUGGUUCUUAAUGAGAGACGCUUGCUCUCCCAGAAGACCAACAACGAGAUCUGGAACACCUUCUUCCACGGACGCUAUCUGAUUCUCCUUAUGGGCAUCUUCUCCAUCUACACGGGCUUGAUCUACAACGACUGCUUCUCCAAGUCUUUCAACAUCUUCGGCUCUUCUUGGAGUGUCCGACCGAUGUUCCGAAAUGGCACAUGGAAUACACAUGUAAUGGAAGCAAAUCCAUAUUUACAGCUGGACCCAGCCAUUCCAGGAGUGUUCUCUGGAAAUCCAUACCCAUUUGGGAUUGAUCCGAUUUGGAACCUGGCUUCAAACAAACUGACAUUUUUGAACUCCUACAAGAUGAAGAUGUCAGUCAUCCUGGGAAUCGUCCAGAUGGUCUUCGGUGUUAUUCUGAGCCUUUUCAAUCACAUAUACUUUGGGAGAACUCUCAACAUCGUCUUGCAGUUUAUCCCUGAGAUGAUUUUUAUCUUGUGUCUGUUUGGAUACUUGGUCUUCAUGAUCAUUUUCAAGUGGUGCCGCUUUGACGUCCACGGGUCCUGGCACGCCCCGAGCAUCCUCAUCCACUUCAUCAACAUGUUUCUGUUUAACUAUGAGGACCCUUCCAACGCCCCCCUGUACAGGCACCAGCAAGAAGUCCAAAGUUUCUUUGUUAUCAUGGCUUUGAUUUCUGUGCCUUGGAUGCUUCUGAUUAAACCGUUUAUUCUUAGAGCCAAUCAUCGAAAAUCGCUGCUGCAGGCAUCCAUGAUCCGAGAAGAUGCCAUUGAGGACAUCGAAGGUGACAACUCCAGCCCUUCCGUGAGCACUGGUCAGAAGGCUUCUGCAGGGGGCCAUGGGGCUCAGGAAGACCACGAAGAAGAGUUCAACUUUGGAGACGUCUUUGUGCAUCAAGCCAUCCACACGAUCGAGUACUGCCUGGGCUGCAUUUCGAACACAGCCUCUUACCUCCGGCUCUGGGCCCUCAGCCUGGCUCAUGCCCAACUGUCUGAAGUGCUCUGGACUAUGGUGAUGAACAUCGGCCUUCGCCUGCGAGGCUGGGGGGGACUCGUUGGGGUCUUUAUCAUUUUUGCCGUAUUUGCCGUUCUGACGGUAGCCAUCCUGCUGAUCAUGGAGGGCCUCUCUGCGUUCCUGCACGCCCUGCGACUGCACUGGGUGGAGUUCCAAAACAAGUUCUACGUUGGGGCUGGUUACAAGUUUUCUCCUUUCUCCUUUAAAUACAUCCUGGACGAGGCCUCGGAGGAGUAGCGGCGGGUCCCGUGGCUGACACAUCUCCUGCCUCAGUCUCUGUGCCUGUGAAAGAAGGUCAGCCUCGUCUUCAGUGUCAGUCUGUGCCCAGUGGUCAAUGGAUGAUUGUUCUCAGCUACCUGGAGGCAGGAAGCCGUGUAUAUUUGACUUAUAAGCCUUGGGAUUUGAUACGACUUAACCAUGUCGCAAAGGAACCGACCUCAUAUGGGGUUGUUAUUGUCCAAUAUUAAAAUGACUGAGAAAUGGGGAACACUACACUGAUGUUUUUCUGCAAUAUUGUUAAGUAUCACAUGCAAGAAAAUAAACAAGGCUAUUCCCUUAUCCUUUAA
Molecule: messenger RNA, 3252 nt
Organism: Suricata suricatta (meerkat)
Lineage: Eukaryota; Metazoa; Chordata; Mammalia; Carnivora; Herpestidae
Gene: ATP6V0A4
Product: ATPase H+ transporting V0 subunit a4
Exons: 23
Coding region: 401-2923 (840 amino acids)
Biological process (GO): proton transmembrane transport; vacuolar acidification
Cellular component (GO): vacuolar proton-transporting V-type ATPase complex; vacuolar proton-transporting V-type ATPase, V0 domain; plasma membrane
Molecular function (GO): ATPase binding; proton-transporting ATPase activity, rotational mechanism
Source: RefSeq, a predicted model, not a curated record